Penaeus vannamei (Pacific white shrimp) is the source of this 3553-nucleotide messenger RNA. The record is from RefSeq and is a predicted model, not a curated record. Lineage: Eukaryota; Metazoa; Arthropoda; Malacostraca; Decapoda; Penaeidae.
CCACCCCAACCCGGCCUACAGGAUGGCUUGGGUUGGGUCGCUUUCUGCUUUAGUUCUCGUCCAGACUUCAGUGACAUCGGGACGGUCUUUGGGGUUCGGCAAGAUGUCCUUCUUCAACACCUUCGAGAAUUUCCUGGACAACCUCACCGACCGCUUCAGGAGUGACCUCGAACUCAACCGGCGCGAGGACAGGGAAAUCGAGGUCGAGAACGAACGCAACGACACAGCCAAUGAAGUGGAUUCACUGACCACCGCCCCCAAGGUCGUGGCCGUGGACUUCCAGGCAAAACCCAACGCCGUGAACCAUUUCUGCGACAAGUACGAGAUCGUCGAGCGCCAACAGUCGGCUAUCGUCCUUCGCAGGGGCGGGAGCUUCACCAUCGAAGUGGAGUUCAACCAGGAGCUGGAGUUGAAGAAGACGCAUUCGGUGAAGCUCUCUAAUUUGGGGUUGUUUAAUUUUGGUCAGCGUCCGAGUGCGGCGAAGGGGACGCAAGCCGCUCUUCAGGUGUCGGGCAAGAAGCUCUUCGACAAGAACCACGAGGAGUGGGAUGUGCGGGUGGACGGCCAGAACGGGAAGAAGGUCUCGCUCGAAAUUCAGAUCCCCACGGACGCCCCCGUGGGUGUCUGGAACCCCGCUGUGGAGGUGAGUCUCAGAAAAUCCUCCGACUCAGAACGACACCUUCUCCGCUCCGACACACACAUCUACAUUCUCUUCAAUCCCUGGAACAAGCACGAUGGGACGUACCUGCCGGACGAAGAGAAACGAGACGAAUACGUUCUGGCUGACGUGGGGAAGAUCUGGGUGGGCAACUACCCCUACCCCCACGGACGCCCUUGGGUCUUCGGGCAGUUCGACGACGCUGUGCUGCCGGCGAGUGUGCUGCUGCUGGAGAGGUCGGGCAUCGCGCCGGAGUCCCGUGGCGACCCCAUCCGCGUGUCCAGGGCCAUUUCCAAGAUGGUGAACAGCAACGACGACAACGGCGUGAUCGUGGGUCGUUGGGACGGCAAGUACGAAGACGGGAAGUCCCCCUCGUCGUGGUCAGGCUCCAUCAAGAUCAUGGAGGAGUACAUCAGGAGCAAGCGCCCGGUCCGGUACGGCCAGUGCUGGGUCUUCGCCGGAGUCGUCAACACAGUAUGCCGUGCUCUCGGUCUGCCCAGUCGAGUGGUCAGCAACUUCGCCUCUGCACACGACACCAACGUCUCCCUCACCAUUGACGAAUACGUGGACGAGAAAGGAGACGAGAUCGACUCCUCAUACCGCGGCGUGACCCCUGGAGGUCUCUACGAUUCAAUUUGGAAUUUCCACGUUUGGAAUGACGUGUGGAUGACCCGACCUGACCUGCCACAGGGUUACAGCGGCUGGCAGGUCAUCGACGCGACGCCACAGGAGACGAGUGAUGGCUCCUUCCAGUGCGGACCGGCUUCCCACGAGGCCAUCCGCAGAGGUCAAAUGGAGUUCAAGUACGACGUGCCUUUCGUGCUGGCCGAGGUCAACGCCGACGUCGUGCACUGGCAGAAGGACGACACGGCCCAGGACGGGUUCAAGAAGCUCACCACGAACAAGAGGAGCGUCGGACGUCAAGUGCUCACGAAGAAAGUGGGACCCAUAGAUAACAGCGGUUACUCCAACGCCGACAAAGAAGACAUAACACUCGAAUACAAGCCACAGGAAGGAACAACAGCUGAGAGAGUCACCCUACUAACAGCUGCUCGAAGGACCCGUGCAGCCCGACACGCCUUUCGCCUGAUGUCCCAAGAGGUCGAUGAUGUCGAAUUCACCGUCGAGGAUUUAGAGAGAGUUCCCAUUGGCGAGGGAUUCACCGUGACCCUCAACUGCAAGAACGUAAGCGAAGCCAAGAGAACAGUGAGUGUGGUGAUGACCUCCACUAGCAUGUACUAUACAGGGGCUCCCGCAUACCCGAUUAAGCGUCGAGAGGGAGAAAUAGUCCUCGAAGUCGGAGAAACCAAGAGCAUGACCAUGGACGUGACCUAUGGCGACUACUACGAGAAACUGGUCGAACACGCCAUGAUCAAGAACUUGGCCAUCUGCACCGUCGCCGAGACCUCCUACGCUUGGGUGGGCGACGACGCCAUGGAGAUACAGAAGCCGGAUAUCAAGAUCGAGAUCCUGUCGGAGGCCGUGGCGGGGCAGCCUCUCGCCCUCAGGAUCUCCUUCACCAACCCCCUUCCGAUAACCCUCAGGCGGUGCAAGCUGGAGGUCGACGGGCCCGGCCUCCUGCGACCCAAGACUAUAGAGAUCAGCAAUGUGGGUCCGAACGAUCUCAUGGUCCACGAAAUGAAGGUUUUCCCAAAGAAACCGAAGCACUGCACCGUGGUCGUGACCUUCAACUCCAGUCAGCUGUACAACCUUUCGGGGUCAACGCAGGUCACCAUCAAUCCGGCAGAGUGAUCGUCAGGGAGCGGUGACCUUGGGGUGAGCUGCGAGGGGAAGGAUUUUGGAAGAAUGGAAUCUGAAGAAAAAGGAUAAAGAAGGAAAAGAAAAAAGAUACAGGGUGUUCAUUUUUUUGGCGCGUUUCUUGUUUUCUUUUUUCUAUCGGAUUUAGAUGAAUGAAAUUUUGAGAAAAAAUAUAUAUAUAUGGUGUCCAUUUUUUUGACGCAUUUGCAGGUUAUUCAAGAAUUUAGAAGAAAGGAAAACAGAAAAAUCCCAUUGGAUUAUUCUUACGUAUUUGUCGGUUAAUUCACAAAUAAAAAAACGAAAAAAAUAUCAUGAUCUUGUUCAUUUUUAGUUGUUAUUUGACGAACCAAAUAACUAUUCAUCCUGACACUUAUUAUAGGAACAUGGUGCCUCGUGCAAGUAUUAUUGCAACCGAUUUAUGCUGGAAAAUUGCAUGAUUUUUACAAGAAGUUUCUGUUGGUAAAUUACAUGAUUUUCACAACCUGCUUAUGUUGUUUAUGUUAGCGUAUUGUAUGAUUUUUACAAGAAGUUCAUGUUGACAAAUUACAUGAUUUUUAAAAGGUUGAUGUAACGAGUUGCAUGUUUUUUUCCAAGAAGUUUAUGUUGGCGAUUUCACAUGAUUUUCACAACCUGCUUAUGUUGGCGAUUUGAAUGACUUUUACAAGCAGUUUAUGUUGGUGAUUUGCAUGACUUUUACAAGCAGUUUAUGUUGGUGAUUUGCAUGAUUUUCUCACAAGCAGUUUAUGAUAGCGAAAUGCAUGACUUUUACAAGCAGUUUAUGUUGGCGCAUUGCGUGAUUUUCACCAGCAGUUUAUGUUGGCAAAAUGCAUGAUAUUCACAAGCAGUUUAUGCUGCAUGAUUUUUACAACCAGCUUAUUUUGGCGUAUUUCUUUUUUUUUUUUUUUUUUUUUUUUUUUUUUGGCUUCUAGUUUUAAAGGUAAAGCAAUAAUCUUCUUUUCCACAUUAAAGCAGUGGUGAUAGGCCUACAAGGAACACAUCAUGAUUUCCAGUGAUUAAAUUCCUAUGUAUAAUCACCAUGACAUUAUAAUAUCUCCGACAUGUUUUUUCGUUUUUGUUUUUGUUUUUUUGUUUUUUUCAUUUCAUGUGUGCAUUUGUCAAUAAAAGAUGACAUGAAAA